CCAUACACUUACACCGCCUCAACCUCACGCACUAUAUAAUCCCCCUAACCCCUACCAUUGCAAUUCAUAAUUUCAUAUUCAAAUUUUCGAACUCUCUCGAAGCACUUUUCUCUCACAGUUAACUUUCUUCUUUCGGCGUUCUAAAGUUUACAAAAAGCAAAGUACAUGGUUGAGUUGGAAAUUCAGAUCCCAACGACAUUUGAUCCAUUCGCUGAGGCCAAAGAUUCGGAUUCAACUGGAACAGCAGGGUAUGUUCAUAUACGCAUUCAACAAAGGAAUGGAAAAAAGAGCUUAACAACUGUUCAAGGGCUGAAGAAAGAGUUCAGCUACGAGAAAGUUCUGAAAGAUCUUAAGAAAGAGUUCUGUUGCAACGGUAAUGUUGUGCAGGAUAAAGAACUUGGCAAAAUUAUCCAACUUCAAGGUGAUCAACGCAAGAAGGUUUCUCAGUUUUUGGUUAAGGCUGGUCUUGUGAUGAAGGAUCAGAUUAAGAUUCAUGGUUUUUGAAGGAUUUGGUUUCUUAUAGCUUAUGGUGUUUGAAGCUGCUGUUAGGUUUAUCUGCUGAGAUUGGAGUGUCUUUUCUUUUGCUUUUAGUUUGAUUUGUGUUAUUGAAAUAAAAGUCUGUUUGGUUUUUCUUUUUCUUUUAUGUUUUUAUGAUUUUAGUCCAUAAUGGAUGUUGUGGUUGAACUUGAAUGUAUGCAAGGCACUUCAAAUAUAAUAAUACUUGAUCAUUUGGUUUUAA
Trifolium pratense (red clover) is the source of this 739-nucleotide messenger RNA. RefSeq names its product protein translation factor SUI1 homolog 2-like. The record is from RefSeq and is a predicted model, not a curated record. Gene Ontology annotation, biological process: translational initiation. Lineage: Eukaryota; Viridiplantae; Streptophyta; Magnoliopsida; Fabales; Fabaceae. The transcript is spliced from 2 exons. Bases 166 to 504 code for a protein of 112 amino acids. Gene Ontology annotation, molecular function: RNA binding; translation initiation factor activity.